Messenger RNA from Schistosoma rodhaini, 4521 nucleotides. NCBI's taxonomy places the organism in Eukaryota, Metazoa, Platyhelminthes, Trematoda, Strigeidida, Schistosomatidae. The record is from the annotation of a GenBank genome assembly.
CAACUAAGCUGAAAUUUACACUGAAAGGGACAAAAAUAUAGUUUGUGUUACUAAGAAUGAAUAUUGUGAUUUCCAGACAUCUGCAGACUAUGGAAAUAUCCUUAACUGAGUGAUGCUCGCUGUUAGACAGGAGUCUUUAGAUCAUGAAUGGGAAAGCGAAUAACUAUGAAGGUGCUUUACUUUUCUACUGUACCAUACUCGGUCAACUGUGAACAAGUUUACUGCGUGCUGAUAUGGUCUCGUAUAGUACUCAGAUGAGAAAGGGUCAGCGAUGUAUUUGGAUUAUCGAACAUUGAUAGGGCCAGAUUCAACUACUAUGGGAACAUGCUCAUGUUGAAUAUGUAAUGCAAUGGAUUCAUUUUUACGUCAUUCAGCCGAAGCCCUUCGUUCAAGUUGUAAAAGUAAAUGGAUUCUUGUUGUUGGAAAUGAAGCAUGUGAUCUAGAUAGUACAGCAUGUGCACUUGCCUAUGGAUAUUAUAAACAAACAAAACUUGGAAAUGAGUUCAUUGUUAUACCUGUAUGUAGUAUCAAUAGAGAAGAUAUGGUUCUGCGCACUGAAGUUACCUUCUGGCUUACUCAAUGUGGUCUCAAAUGGGAUGAGUUGAUUUAUCUGGAUGAUGUUUUUAAUGAAACCUAUUCAAAAGUGAAUGAAAAUGAAUUAUUUUUGGUUCUAGUUGAUCAUCAUUUACCAACGAAAAAGUUUAAUGAAUGGCCAGUCAUUGAAAUAAUUGAUCAUCAUCAGUUAGUUGAUAAUGAAACCGUUGAGAAUUGUCCUUUUAAGCAAAUUGAUCUUGUCGGAUCCUGUGCCACUCUGAUCACAUUCGAAAUUUUGAAAGGGAUGGAUGGUAAUUGUUUACCAAGCAAUAUAUGGAAGUUGCUUUAUGGUGCCAUACUUAUUGAUACAAUCGGACUUUCUAAUGCUGGUCAAAUGGCUGGACGUUUAACAGAAUUAGAUCUUCGCAUGGCUAAUCGUAUCGAAGAUAUUAUUUACAAUCAGAUUUUCACGCCAAAUAUUUCAAGAAAUUCCUUAUUUACUCAACUGGAAGUAGCAAAAUUUAACGUUAAUGGGCUGUCUACAUGGGAUUUAUUACGUCGUGAUAUGAAAAUUGUUUCUAGUCCAAAUAAAGAUGCGUUCCAAUUUGUGUGCUCUACUGUAUCUGGAGUUGAUUUUACGAUGUUAAUCAAUUCUCCUGACUUUACUGAAGCAGCCAACCGGAUUUGUGCUAAAUAUAAUGCCAAUUUACUUGUUUGUCUUACUGUUGGUUAUCCCCUAUCGGAAAGUUCAUCGAUACCUUCAUCGGAGUUGACAACUUUUCGAAGAAGAUCUCUGAUUUUGUAUAAUAUGAAUUUUCCUGCUGGACAUUAUAGUGAUCUGAUUAAAUUUCUCCUGGAUCCGAAGCUUAAUCUAGAAUUAAUUCCUCAGUCUAUCCCUGACUUCAGUCAUUUUAUAGCAAUUGUGAAUAAUGUCAAAAUGACACGUAAAAUUCUACUACCUUUAUUGGUACAGUUUAUUCAGCAAUUGGGGUCUCCAAGUGAUACUGGAACUUCUAAUAACAAUCCCAAGAAUGAUAUCGACAGUAAUGAUGAUUGUAACAAUGUUGUUAUGAAGUCGGACACAAGCAUCAAUAUCUCUUCAACAAACACUAAAAGUUCACAUUCACUUGAUACAAGUCCCAAGUGUUCAUCGGAUCUGAAAGAUAAGGCGAGGAAUGCUACUAAAUUUGCUCUAAAAGAUGUCAUUCCUUCUCUCAAGAAGUGGCUUUUACCUUUGCCUUCUCAUGAGAGAUAUGAAUUUCUGAGAUCCUUUUGUCAAUGCUCUCUAAAAGAAAAUGAUAGUCCAUCAUUGGAUUUACUAAAUAGUUUAUGGACCAGUAUUUGGUGUGAAACUAGAAAAACUUCUAAAACUGUUAAAUCUGCCGUUGGUACACAAACACCUCUACCGAAAUUAAUGUGGUUGAAGUCACACCAUACCCGACGUGUUGCGAGUAUGGUUCAAGGUAAUAGUUCAGCAAUGAGAGCAAUUUCAGGUAAAAUGGGGGGUUUCAAAUCUACUCGGCGUUUCAGCUUAUCAGAUACCAAAGAUCUUACACUAUAUAGUGAAAAAAUACCUAAAGGUCGAUUGGAUCUCUCAUCAUCACGUUUUAUCCAUCGUAUAUCUGAUGAAAAUUUAUGCAUUUCCGAUUCUGAAAAUACUAAACCCAGUUGGUUAGAGACUGAAUAUUUAACUCGCAUUCCUGCCUGGUUACCGUCUACUUUUACAUCAACUUCCUUAGAUUCAGCUGAAGCAAUCAGUUAUAGACUUUAUCGUCGUUUGUCAGGAAUGCCGUCGUCCAAGGAUUACGAAGAUGAAGUGUCUUACGACCAUACAUCGUUUCAAAGAGAUAAUCAUGAUGUUCACAUCAUACAUAAUAAAGAUCAGGACAAUGAUUAUAAUAAACUUGAAGAUGAUGAAUUAGCUUUACUCCGAACAUCUUUUACAGAUUGUCGACAAUUAUUCUUAGAUAAACAAACAUCAACAUCUAAUUUAUCCAACUAUACUAGCUGGCUUUCUAGUCAUCCGGAUCAUAUCACCGAACAAGGUCUUAAGUUUCUUAAAUUAGACUUCGACCUUCAGCCUGCGAAAACUGAAGAUAUAGAUAUGACACUAAAAAUGAAUAAAUCGAUACUUACUAACGAACAACAAAGUCACCAAUCCUUUCAUGUUACAUUUGAUCUUGGCUGUACAGAAAAUUCCAAAUUAAUGAUAUCAGGCGAGCCAAUGGAUGAAUAAUUUCAUAAAACCAAAUAUUAUUCAAUUAUUAUCAGUUCAUCGAAAAUCGAAUAUUGAUUAUAACAUGAAUUGGUUAAAACAAUUUCUUUCAAAUUAUCCACAUGUUAUUCGUUUUAAUUUUUUAAAAUUAACUUUAGAUUUCUUUUCAAAAAUAUAAUCAUUUCCCUUAUUGUAGUUUUGUUCGUUUGUUUUUUCUUUGUUUACCUUUCUGAAUAUGUUAAAUGUUUCAAUAUAUUUGGUUAGUUUAUACUAAUACUCUUGUAAUUAGAUACACUAUUUUAUUAUAUAAUUAUUAUAGUUAUUUCAUGCUUUUCAUGUUGUUUAUAAUUUCACUUAUCUCUUGAAUUCUUUUGUUGUUGUUCUCUUUUUUUUUAAUUUCUUUUCCUUCUUUCUCUUUAGUUAUUUCAUAAAUGUUUUUUUGUCAAUUAGAUCUAUAUUUGUUUUGACAAUUGUCGUUUACAUUUUCAAGUCAAUAAUUUUAGUUUCCUUUUGUGUUUACUUUAGUUGUUUAUAUUUUUAUUUUUAUAUCUAGAAUAUUCAUGUUUCAUAUUCAUUGUUAACAACGGUAAUAAUAAUAAUAAAUUCGAUGUUAUUAAUUUCUUGAUUAUGUUCUUUCAUAUUUUGUUUUUAUUUUUUUUAAAAUGUAUCACAUUGAAUCACUAUCAUUGACCUAAUUUAAAAGUUACAUGGAUGAAGUUUGAGUAUAGUGUUAUAUACAUUGAUAAAGUUCAUGAUUGGUUUAUCUCUUGCUCGAACAAUAUUGAGUUCAUGUUUACAUAUUUCAUGAUCGAUAAUAUUAGCAUAAUUAAGGAUAUUGAUAUUGUUUUAGGAAUUAUCAGUGAUAUAAUUGUUAAAGCAUUUAUAUUUCAAGUAAUAAGUUGCAAAGUUAGGACCUUUCACCAUGUACUUCAUUUCGGACAACAGGGUAUCAAUGCUAAUCAUCAGAUAAACAUUGUGACCAGAAGUAUGAUAAAUAAACCGAUAACUGGCAAAUCAAUCAUAUUAUACGCUAACAAGUAGAUAUCUGAUCUCAUGUCAUCGUAUAAUCGGUUACCUAUUGUUUCCUUUUCCACUUAUGUUUUGAUGUAUGUUUAUAGUUGUAACAACUUAACCUAAUAUCUCAUUUUAGUAAUGGCAAUGUAAAUAAUCAAUAUUGCUUUUUUUGGCAUGUUUAUACAAGGACACAUUACAUACGUCUUUUGGUUUAGUGUUUGAAAUUAUAUAUGAUGGUAGUGCGUAAAUACCUAAAUACACUAACUGGAACAAUAAGCAUACUAGAAGAUAUACAAAUAUUAUCUCGAAAAUGGGAUAGAAAAUUCAUAGAUGUUUCCAAACUAAGAAGUGUUUAGUAAUCCCAUUAACAUUCCUGACGGUUAUAUUUUUCCACAUGGUUUCCUCCAAUUUUAGACUUUUUCAUCACCAAAACCAAUUCUUCAUAUUUAUGUCUUCGGCUUAAAUCUUAAGUUUGAUUGUAUGGGAACUGUUGACAUUGCCUGACCUGACAAGUCAAAGUCAAUAAAAUAGUUCGAGUCCAAUGCUCUCAAACUAAUUGUGCAGUUAUUUUCAUGCUACUAAUCUACACCGUGAACUAGUGGUCACCUACUGGAAUUCCUCUCUUAUUUCUUUACUGUGAAGUAAUAAAACCAUCAUUUAUUAAUUAUCAUAAUUAUCUAGUUCGAAUUGAUUAGUUAUUUUCUAAUAUAACUGUACUGUUUACACUUUUUCUAGAUGUCAUCUUAUAUAUGAUUGUA